Acanthaster planci (crown-of-thorns starfish) is the source of this 916-nucleotide messenger RNA. RefSeq lists its product as uncharacterized. NCBI's taxonomy places the organism in Eukaryota, Metazoa, Echinodermata, Asteroidea, Valvatida, Acanthasteridae. The record is from RefSeq and is a predicted model, not a curated record.
ACGGAAGCGUUCUCACACCGGCCAACGGUCGUUGGGCCAUUUCGGUCGCUCGUUAACAGAGAGCACUAUCGCGGGCCACAGGUUUUCUUUCUGACUCAACCUUAUCCUUUGUUAGUGUUUCCUGUGGAUGAUUUACAAAGCUCACAGUCGCCGAAGAGAAUUGUGCAGAGGAUCGGGACACACGUCAACCACAUGGCUGCCCCGGCGACAUCUCGCCGUAGCGGGUACUCCCGACCGGUCAAACUGCUGGGAAUCGUCCAGGUCGUUACGUCGGGGCUCUCGGCCGUGCUGGGGAUAGCGUCGGCCCUUGCUGGAUCCAUUUUAGGGAUAGCGUUCUCCGGAAUGUGGACCGCUAUGAUGUUUUUCCUCCCCGCUGGCAUUCUUGGUGUCAUGUCUGUGACGGUUCCCGUAACUUCACGAAGACGCGUGGCCGUCGCAUGUCUGGUCAUGACAACACUUUCCUCUGUAGUUGCCGCAGCCAACAUUGGCAUCUACGCUGCCUCAAUCGCUUACGACUACAAAGUUUUUGGAAUGUUCUAUUAUUUCCGAAGGCCGACUGUGCCGGUAGUCUUGGAUGCCGUCUCGUUGCUCGUGAACCUUGCUGAACUAACCAUCUCCAUCAUCUUAGCCGUCUACUGCCGCUUUGUCAUCAGUGAAUACCACUCCAAGAUUUCCACGAUCCAGUGUCCAGGGCAAGGUGACCCCACCCAGGAUAUGCACGGUCAUCUGGCAGUUCCCUUUCCGACCGUUGCCUCCAGCACACAGAUGGUUGGCCAAUCUACCAACCAGCCCCUUCGCUGCGGAGUCAGUGCAGUCGAUGCAGACGGUACCAAUGGAAAUGAGAAGGAGAACGACAUGGACUUGGCGUGAAAUACUUCAGAAAAUCACCGAGUUUUCUCAACACGCCGCAGAGGGG